GCGAGACUUUUGUAUGACCUCUUUGAAUCGAGAACACGAACUGACCUCUUGAUUUUCAAAGCUGGGACAAGAUGACGAAGGGAACGUCCAGCUUUGGUAAGCGCCACAACAAGACGCACACAGAGUGUCGUCGUUGUGGGCGAAAGUAUCACAUCCAAAAGAAAACAUGUUCAUCCUGUGGAUAUCCCAGCAAAAGAAUUAGGCAUUAUAACUGGAGCAUCAAAGCCAAAAGGAGGAAGACUACAGGAACUGGACGUAUGCGUCACUUGAAAGUAGUCCAUAGACGAUUCAGAAAUGGAUUCCGUGAAGGCACAACUCCAAAACCUCGUCAACGAGGUGCAGCAGCUCCAGCAGCUUCUACAGCCGUUGCAAAGACAUAAAUCAAAAUAUUUGACAUUGUAAAUUCCAACUGUUAUUGUCUUUGUGCUGAUUUGAGAUAUAAAUAAAACAGGGGUUGCACAUA
Molecule: messenger RNA, 463 nt
Organism: Saccoglossus kowalevskii
Lineage: Eukaryota; Metazoa; Hemichordata; Enteropneusta; Harrimaniidae
Product: large ribosomal subunit protein eL37A-like
Biological process (GO): translation
Cellular component (GO): ribosome; cytosolic large ribosomal subunit
Molecular function (GO): RNA binding; structural constituent of ribosome
Source: RefSeq, a predicted model, not a curated record